ACCCCCUAUUGUCUGCUACUGUGUGCACUUAGAGUUCAAUAGCAGAUGAGUAUCCACAUCAAAUUAUUGGCGGCGACUUGAAUACGAUGGCACAUUCGAUUGUACGACUUUCGCCUAAAUAUGCUCGCGAUAGAUAUCGAUUACUGUCUUUGGGCGAUACUGAAAGCAACUGGUUUGAUCGCCAUGUCAUGGCUGUCUACCGUGAUCCUCAACAUCAAUACAACCUUCGUUUAGCAGCAGCAGGCUUUCCUUUCUCUGUGGCGCCUAUUCGUGUGAUUCGGUUCAUUUGGCGUCUGUUUAACUCCUUAAAGAUAUUUGAAUGGGUGAGUGGUUUUGACGUCGAGACACUGAAAAGAGCACGUAAUCCUGGUUUCUAUGACCCAUGGGAUCCCGAUGAAAUCACACUUCAUAAUCCAAACUACUUUAAGCUCUUCAAGGCUAAAUUAGACUGGACUAUGGUGCGCUGUAUGGAUGUGCGACAGAAAUGGAUAGGCAAUCGUAAUUAUAGUAUGAGCGAUCAUGCUUAUUUAAUGGUCAAGGUGACUCCAGAUGCACCAGAAAAGAUUGAAAAUGUGCAUGAAGUAUGGAAAAUGAGACGUAGACAAUGGCAACCCAACGGCUCAGCACCUUAUUGGAGAACAACCAUUGGUGUAUCUGUCCUUAUUUUAGUUAUGACAGUUGUUUCUCAAUGGAUAAUCUAUUUGACUGGUGAACCCUUGAAAUUCUUGUUUUAAUUCACGUUUUGAUAUCAUUUCUCUUAUUCAUUUAUUCAUUUACUAUAUCUAUUCAUUUAAUUAAAGACUUUCAUAAAGAAAAGAAAAUGUUUCUGAGUGUUCAGGAUACCUUCUAUGAUAGUUAUAGACGGUAUAUUUA
Gilbertella persicaria is the source of this 873-nucleotide messenger RNA. RefSeq lists its product as uncharacterized. NCBI's taxonomy places the organism in Eukaryota, Fungi, Mucoromycota, Mucoromycetes, Mucorales, Choanephoraceae. The coding region runs from base 87 to 734 and encodes 215 amino acids. The record is from RefSeq and is a predicted model, not a curated record. The transcript has 2 exons.